UCUUUUCACAGGAGCUGCCGAUACAAAGGCCUGGCUGGGGAGAAAUCCCGAGCCACCUGUGACAUCAAGAUCAAGAUCAACGCGGCAAAUGAAGACACGGGGAAGGGCGUGACAAGAAGCACAUGACCACUGAUGUCUGAAAGCAGAGGAUGGAGGGCAGGGCGUGGAAGCUGGAGGGGAGGAAGAGGGAACUGGAGAGGAAGAGGAGGGAACUGGAGGGGAAGAGGAAGCAACUGGAGAGGCCGAGGAGGAAACUGGAGAGGUUCUGGUGGAAAUUGGAGGGGCAGAGGAGGAAACAGUCAAGGUGUGGGAGAGUCAAUGCUGCCAACCCCUACCCCUGCAUGGCCUCCGUCCCAGCCAGUCAUCACGUCAAUGCUGCCUCAGGUCCCCACACCCUACAAAGGCUGGGCACUCUACAUGACAAAUGCCUACAGUGAGCAUUCAGAAACGGUGGGGUUUGUGCGUGCCUUUGAAAAGUACUUGCGGCAAAUUUACCCCAGCUGUCUACGCAGUGAGUUGGAGGAGCGCAGGGCAUUUUCAGUUGACCUCAAGGAGCUACUGAAUGAUGAGAAUGUGAAGGAAGCCAUUCCACAACUCCCCACCCUGGUUUUAAACUCACCUGAAGGAGUCAUAAACUGUCUUGGCCUAGCAAUGCACCAGUUAGUGACGGAGGAAGUGGAGGCUGAGCUGAAAGAAGAAGCAAAAGAGGUACUGGGCAGGGCAGGAGAGGAUGCCAACAAGGCAGCUCUAGAGUCCCUGGUGCCUGUCACUAACCUGCCACGCAUCCAUGCUCGCCUCACCAACCAUGCCAAGCUUACCAAACUGUGUUCCCUAAAGUCCAGCCACUAUGGGAAGCUGGUGAGUGUAAGAGGAACAGUGGUUCGUGUGAGUCCCGUCAAGCCACUGUGCACCAUGUUGGCCUUCUCUUGUCUGGGGUGUGGGGGCAUGCAGGGUGUUGGGCAGCCGGAAGGUCGCUACUCAGUGCCCUCGUCCUGUGCUGCCACCCCAGGCUGUCGCUCAAGGUCAUUCAUGCCCGAGAGAUCCCACCGACUGACUCAGACUGUAGACUGGCAGACCUUCACCAUGCAGGAGAUUAUCAGUGAUGACCCGAGGGAGGGCGGCAGGAUCCCUCGCACUGUGGACUGUGAGGCAAGAGAAGACUUGGUGAAUUCGUGUGUACCGGGAGACUUGGUCACCAUCACAGGCAUCGUCAAGGUUAGCCAGAGCCAAGAGGCCCGAGGUGGCAAGGGAGACAAAUGCAUGUUCCUCCUCUACGUUGAUGCCUCAUCCAUCAUUAAUGGCAAGGGCAGAGGCACUGGGCCAAACUCAGUGUCUGUAGGAAUAGAAUUUAGCCUCAAGGACUAUUAUGGAAUUCAGGAGAUACAAGGUGAACCCAACCUGUUUCGCUUGCUGGUUGGUUCACUCUGCCCAUCCAUCUAUGGUCAUGAAAUGGUCAAGGCUGGACUGCUGCUGUGCCUCUUUGGGGGAUGUGGCCGGGGAGGCAAAGGAGGUGUGGCAGUGAGGGGGAACUCACACAUACUGGUGGUGGGAGACCCAGGACUUGGCAAGAGUCAGAUGCUGCAGGCAUGUACUAAUAUGGCUCCAAGGGGUGUUUAUGUGUGUGGCAACAACACCACCACUCCAGGCCUGACUGUGACCCUGUGCCGUGAGGGAGGGGGGGCAGGGGACUACGCCAUGGAAGCUGGUGCGCUGGUGUUGGCUGAUCAAGGCACAUGCUGCAUUGACGAGUUUGACAAGAUGGGCAGUCAGUAUCAGGCUUUGAUGGAAGCCAUGGAACAGCAGACAGUUAGCAUUGCCAAGGCUGGUGUUUUGUGCACUCUGCCAGCCCGCACCUCCAUCCUGGCAGCUGCCAACCCUUGUGGCGGCCACUACAACAGGGCCAAGACUGUCUCUGAAAACCUCAAACUGAAACCUGCUAUGCUGUCUCGCUUUGACCUUAUCUUUGUCCUCCUUGACAAGCCAGAUGAGGAACUGGAUUGCCGCCUCUCAGAGCAUGUGAUGGCACUGCACAGUGGGUCAGGUGACAAGAUUGGUCAUCUGUCCUCCACCAAGAGCAAGAACACCAGCUUUAGCUUUGUCUCCACUAUCUCUAAUGAUGAUGAUGAUGAUAGUGAUAAGCCUCUCAGCGAGCUACUAAAAUGUCCUGCAGCUGAGCCCUUUGAUCCUAUACCACACCAGCUGCUAAGGAAAUAUAUAUGCUAUGCUCGCCGCUAUGUCAACCCUCGCCUCAGUCCUGCUGCUGCCAAGGUGCUGCAAGAAUUUUACCUCGACCUGCGGCAGAGCCAUGUCUCCGAGGCCAUACCCAUUACCACCCGCCAGCUGGAGUCUCUCAUUCGGCUCACACAGGCCCGUGCACGCUGUGAACUGCGUGAGGAGGCAACAGGACGUGAUGCUCAGGACGUCAUUGAGGUGAUGCGCUUCUCCAUGAAGGAUACCUUCACGGAUGACCUCAGCCUUGUGGAGUUCCAGAUGUCCCUGGGUCAAGCAAAGACAGGUUCCAGGGGUCCAGUUAAGAAGUUCAUAGGCGGCCUCAAUCAGUUGUCAGAGAAGACCUGUAAGUCAACCUUCAGUGUGAGCGAGAUGAAGCAGCUCAUCAAGCAGAUGAACUUGAAAGUGCCAGACUUUGGAGACUUUCUGGCCAAUCUCAACCACCAUGGUUACCUCAUCAAGAAGGGGCAAGGUGUCUACAAGCUUUCCACAACCUUCGACUCAUAACUGCCUCACCUGGAUCUCGGAGUCAAGAGCCGAAGUGGAGACUCUGGGAUGGGUGCCAAUAGUGUGGAGGGAAUCAGUCAUUGACAUUCGGACACGUCGGACGUCUGCUGCCACUGCUGAGCUCCUGUUGCGAUACUCCCGGAUCUGGUCACG
Eriocheir sinensis (Chinese mitten crab) is the source of this 2889-nucleotide messenger RNA. Its product is annotated as DNA helicase MCM8-like. Gene Ontology annotation, biological process: DNA replication. Gene Ontology annotation, molecular function: single-stranded DNA binding; single-stranded DNA helicase activity; ATP binding. Lineage: Eukaryota; Metazoa; Arthropoda; Malacostraca; Decapoda; Varunidae. The coding region runs from base 133 to 2736 and encodes 867 amino acids. The transcript has 16 exons. Gene Ontology annotation, cellular component: MCM complex; nucleus. The record is from RefSeq and is a predicted model, not a curated record.